Messenger RNA from Ananas comosus (pineapple), 5572 nucleotides. RefSeq names its product protein SHOOT GRAVITROPISM 6. The record is from RefSeq and is a predicted model, not a curated record. NCBI's taxonomy places the organism in Eukaryota, Viridiplantae, Streptophyta, Magnoliopsida, Poales, Bromeliaceae. Gene Ontology annotation, cellular component: cytoplasm. The transcript is spliced from 51 exons. Bases 100 to 5307 code for a protein of 1735 amino acids.
AAAAUUUUUGUCCGCUGCCCUCUCACCGCCCCUCCCCGCUCCCUCUCUCUCUCCCCCUGUCUCUUCUUCUCUCUCGCGAUCUCUCUCGUGGGAUCAUCCAUGGCGUCCUCUUCCUCCGGCUCCGUCCCCGUCAAUGAAGCUGUGCAGGUGCUCGUCUCCUCGCUCGCCGACGAGUCCCCCGUCGUCCGCGAGGCCUCUUUGAAUGCCCUUAAGGAGAUCGCUCCCUUGAACCCGCUACUGGUUCUGGAUUGUUGCUCUGCGAUUUCCCGAGGAGGCCGUAGGAGGUUCGGCAAUUUGGCCGGGGUGUUUAGCGUGAUGGCUUGCGCUGUACGAGCAAUGGACCAGAAAAAUGUGGAGCCCACCUACAUGACAAAGCUCGCGAAGAUUGCAACUGCAGAAAUUGUCACUUCAAAGGAUUUCAAUGCUGAUUGGCAAAGAGCGGCUUCUAGUCUUCUUGUUUCAAUUGGAUCACAUGUUCCUGACUUGAUGAUGGAGGAAGUAUUUCUUCACCUAUCUGGGCCUAAUUCAGCUUUACCAGCCAUGGUUCAAAUACUUGCUGAUUUUGCUUCUGCAGAAGCUUUGCAGUUCACUCGACGGUUAAAGGAUGUGCUUUUACGUGUUUUACCAAUUAUUGGCAAUGUACGAGACUCCCAACGACCUGUUUUUGCCAAUGCUUUUAAGUGUUGGUGUCAGGCUGCAUCUCAGUACCUUAGUGAUUUUCCUUCGGAACCACUUCUCGACAGUGAUGUAAUGUCUUUCAUGAAUUCUGUUUUUGAACUACUGCUGAGAGCCUGGGCAAGUUCACGUGAUCUGAAGGUGCGACUAUCUUCUGCUGAGGCCUUAGGAGAAAUGGUUGGUCUAGUUACUCGCUCACAGUUGAAGGCAGCAUUGCCAAGACUUAUCUUGACGGUGUUGGAUUUGUGUAAGAAGGAGCAAGAGAUUGCGUUUGUUGCUGCGCGUAGCCUUCAUAAUAUUCUGACAGCCUGUUUGUUUUCAGAAAGUGGUCCUCCUUUGCUUGAUUUUGAGGAACUUACCAUUACUUUAUGCACUCUUCUUCCAGUAGCAUCCAUCAACAAUACCAAAGAUGAGCACACUGACUUUUCGAUGGGACUGAAGACAUAUAAUGAAAUUCAGCAUUGCUUUUUGGUGAUUGGUUCAGUGUACCCUGAAGAUCUUUGUCUCUUCCUUUUGAAUAAAUGCAAGUCUAAAGAUGAAGCAUCCAUAAUUGGGGCACUUUGCGUGAUAAAGCAUUUAUUGCCCAGGUUGUUGGAAGUUUGGCAUUGUAAAAGAACUUUGCUUGUUGAAGUUGUGACGUUGCUGCUAGAUGAGCAUAGCUUGGGCAUUCGAAAGGCACUUGCUGAGUUGAUUGUUGUUAUGGCUUCACAUUGCUACCUGAGCGGACAUCCUGGAGAGUUGGCCGUUGAAUUCCUCAUACGACAUUGUGCUAUAUCAAAUGAGGAUGUAGAUGAUUUCAAGACUAAAGAAGUUGCAUGGAAACGUGGCCCCUUUCUAUAUAAGAGAUUGGAGGUGAUAGUAGGGCCUGUUAGUCCUGUGGAACUCAGAGCAGUCUGUGAAAAAAGUCUUCUUUUACUGGCCAUCACCAUUCCUGAGAUGGAGCAUAUUCUCUGGCCAUUUAUCUUGAAGAUGAUCAUUCCAAAGAAGUAUACAGCUGCCGUGGCAACUGUUUGCAAAGGCAUAAAUGAAUUGUGUAGGCAUAGGUCCUCUCAUACAAGUUCAACCUAUUCUGAAUUUAACUCCUCCAAUGAUGUUCCUAAUCCUGAGCAUCUUUUUGCUCGUUUAAUUGUGCUUCUGCAUGAUCCACUUGCUAGGGAGCAGCUGGCUACUCAGAUAUUGACGACGCUCUGCUACUUAGGCCCACUAUUUCCAAGAAAUCUCAGUUUACUUUGGCAAGAUGAGGUCCCUAAGAUGAAGGCCUACAUCAGCGAUCCUGAUGACCUAAAGCAAGACUCCUCUUACCAGGAAACUUGGGAUGACAUGAUAAUCAAUUUUUUGGCAGAAUCUCUGGAUGUUGUUCGAGACAAUGAGUGGGUCAUGUCUUUGGGUGAUGCUUUUGCUAGUCAGUAUAUUUUAUAUGAUUCAGACGAUGAGCAUUCAGCUAUGCUACACAGAUGUCUGGGCAUGCUUCUUCAGAAGGUUGAUGAUAGGCGCUACGUCCGUGAAAAGAUAAAUUGGAUGUAUAAACAUGCAAACAUCUCGAUUCCUACAAAUAGACUAGGUCUCGCUAAAGGCAUAGGGUUGGUUGCUGCUUCACAUCUUGAUACUGUAUUGGAAAAGUUGAAGAACAUAUUGGACAGUGUUGGACAAAACAGGUUCCAAAGAUUUCUAGCCCUUUUCUCAAGUAGAGGUAAAUUAGAAGAUGGUGAUGAUACAUAUGCGGCCCUAGCUUUGAUGUAUGGUUAUGCUGCAAGAUAUGCUCCAUCAACUGUUAUAGAAGCUAGAAUCAAUGCACUAGUGGGGACCAACAUGCUUUCAAGAGUACUUCAUGUUCAACAUCCUACUGCAAAGCAGGCUGUCAUUACUGCAAUUGAUCUAUUAGGCCGAGCUGUAAUUAAUGCUGCUGAAAUGGGUGUCUUAUUCCCCCUAAAACGAAGAGAUCAAUUGCUUGAUUAUGUACUUACUCUAAUGGGUAGAGAUGAAACUGAUGAUGUUGUGGAUUCUAGCAUCGAGCUUCUUCAUACUCAAAGUCUUGCUUUAAGUGCUUGUACUACUUUGGUUUCAAUAGAGCCAAGGUUACCAAUGGAAACAAGAAAUCGUGUCAUGAAGGCUACUUUAGGCUUUUUUGCUUUGCCAAAUGAGCCUUCAGAAAUAGUUGAACCACUAAUAAGCAACCUCAUCACCCUAUUAUGUGCAAUUCUCUUAACAAGUGGUGAAGAUGGUCGUAGUAGAGCAGAGCAGCUGUUACAUAUUCUUAGACAAUUGGAUUGCUAUGUUUCCUGCCCUGUUGAGCAUCAAAGAAGAAGAGGCUGUGUUGCUGCAUAUGAGAUGCUAAUGAAAUUUCGUGCUCUUUGUUCUGGUGGGAUAUGUGGGCUUGGAUGCCACUUAAGUUGCACACACAGCAAGCAAGUAGAUCGAGGGGUUCAAAGAAACUUUUCAAACUUACCCUCUGCAUUCGUAUUGCCAAAUCGGGAUUCCUUGAGUCUAGGAGAGAGAGUCAUAGCUUACCUUCCGCGUUGUGCAGAUACUAGUACUGAAGUUAGAAAGGUGGCAGUACAGAUUGUAUGCCUUUUUUUCAGCAUCUCCUUGUCACUUCCAAAGCUUGCAUCCGGAAGUGUCAUUGAUCUUGAGGUGUCAUAUGCUGCGUUGUCCUCCCUGGAAGAUGUAAUCUCUAUUCUCAGAAGGGAUGCAUCUAUUGAUCAGUCAGAAGUCUUUAAUAGGGUUGUCUCUUCUGUCUGUGUUUUACUAACAAAAGACGAGCUAGUUGUCUUGUUACACUCCUGCACUACUGCCGUAUGUGAUAAGAUUAAACAGUCAGCAGAUGGUGCUAUUCAAGCUGUAACUGAACUCAUCACUAAAAGAGGGAAGGAGUUAAAUGAAUCUGAUGUUGCAAGGACAACACAAUCUUUACUCUCUGCUGCUGUCAGUGUUACGGACAAACAUAUUCGUCAAGAAGUUCUCUAUACCAUAUCUUGCUUGGCAGAGAGUACAAAUCAUAGUGUUGUCUUUACUGAAGUUCUGUUGGCUGCUGGGCGCGAUCUAGUUACAAAGGAUAUAUCAAGAAUUCGUGGUGGUUGGCCAAUGCUGGAUGCCUUCUAUGCAUUCUCCCAGCAUGCAGUUCUCUCAAUAAAGUUUCUGGAGUAUAUUGUAUCCGUGCUUAAUAGAACACCUACUUCAAACAACGACACGGAGAAAGGAGAAGCCAGUAAUGAGUCAUCCAGUGAUGAAAAUAUUCAGCAAGCAGCUAUUCUUGCUGUCAAUGCGUUCUUCAGAGGCGGUGGUAAGAUGGGGAAGAAAGCAGUUGAACAUAGUUAUUCCUCUGUUCUUUCUGUACUUAUAAUUCAACUUGGAAGCCGUCAUGGUGUUUCUGGAUGUGGACAACAGGAAUAUUAUAGAUCACUGUUGACUGCUUUUCAGUCAUUUUGUGAUUGCGUUGGGGAUAUUGAAAUGGGAAAGAUUUUGGCUCGAGAUGGAGAACAGACCGAAAAAGAGAAGUGGAUCGAACUUAUUCAAGAGAUUGCAUGCUGCACCUCGAUAAAGAGGCCUAAAGAGGUUUCACCGACCUGUACGAUUUUGCGCAAAGCCCUACAUAGGAAUCAAAUAUUUCAAAGGGAGGCUGCUGCUGCAGCAUUAUCUGAGUUCAUCCGUCACAGUAAUGUCGAUCCUUCCUUGCUGGAGCAUAUGGUAGAGGCGAUGUGCCUGCAUGUCUCAGAUGAGUCACCAAUUGUGCGGAGUCUUUGUUUGCGGGGACUAGUACAGGUACCUGAUAGUCAUAUGCCUAGAUACAUCCCACAAGUUCUUAGUGUAAUAGUAGCCUUACUGGAAGAUCCUGAUGAAUCAGUUCAAUUAACUGCAGUUCAAUGUUUAUUAAAUGUUCUUAAUACAUCGCCAAAAGAUGCUGUUGAUCCCAUUUUGAUAAAUCUCUCUGUACGGUUACGGAAUAUCCAGAUAUCGAUGAAUACAAAAUUGCGGUCUAAUGCUUUUGCAGCUUAUGGAGCGCUAAGUAACUAUGGAGUAGGUUCACAACACCAGGCUUUUCUUGAGCAGGUUCAUGCGACCCUUCCUCGUCUGAUCCUCCAUCUUCAUGAUGAUGACCUAAAUGUUCGCCUUGCAUGCCGGAAUACAUUUAAACAACUGGCUCCUUUGAUGGAAGUAGAUGGCUUGUCUUCCCUCCUCAAUAAACAGUAUUUCACCUCUGACCGCCGAAGUGACUAUGAGGAUUUCAUUAGGGACCUUGCAAAACAACUCUGCCAACUUUCGGCUGCCAGAGUUGAUAGCUAUUUAGAGUCUGCAAUCCAGGCGUUUGAUGCACCUUGGCCAGUGAUAGAAGCGAAUGCCAUUUGCUUCUCCAGCUGCCUGUUGUCGCUUUUAGACGAUCAGCCCUCAUUGGCUCCUUAUUUCUCCCAGGUAUUUGCUACUUUGGUGGGUAAAAUGAGUCGGUCACCAGAUGCAGUUGUCCGCGCAGCAUGCUUUUCUGCAUUGGGCCUUUUAGUUAAAACGGCCAAUCCUCUUUCUUCAUCCGCAUCACAACAACUCGAUAGAAUCGAUUCAUCAAGAAAUUCGCAAGAUUCAGACCCGAAUGCAAAGCCACCAGCUCAAGUACAGGAAGAGGAAUCAGCUAAGGAUCCAUGAAGUGCAUCAAGAAGGAUACAGAACAAAACCAUUUUCAGGUAUUUCGGAAUCCAGAUUUUACUUGCUAGUGUUAACUGUGGUGUAGUCUAUGUGCUUAUAUCCUGUAUUUUGUAUGUUUUUUAUAUGUACAUGUGUAUGUACAGUAGGUGUACAGCUGACACUCUUUAUCUCUUCCUCUUUUCUGUUUACACAUUCGUUGCUUGUAAAAUGUCCCAUCGAGAAAAUAAUCUGAUGAAUUAGCUGGUAUAAGAGGUAUAUUGGCAAA